UUGCAUUUCAAGAGCUCAGUACGAGCUUAACUGACCAAAGACGCGGUUGCCAAAUAAUUAUAUAUCGGGAGAGAAAUAAUAUCAAUUUUAUAGUAAAUAUGGAAUAUGGUGACACAUAUCCGUAUAACCAGCAGACUGACCACGUCGUUACAAUGGCUGUCCCAUCGGAGAAUGCUGCACAAAAUUGUACACCCGCUGUUGUUCACGUUAAAGCCUCUGUCCCACCAACUGGGUAUGCCCACAGCCUGCAACAGCCGCCACAAAGUGUACCGCCAGUGGAGGGUUGGUUCGCACGCAACCGAGCCAUUAUGCCGCAAAUGACCUCAGCCGGAGCAGCUAUGCUCGUUUUGGUUUCGGGCGGCAUGAACAUCGCUUGGAGCUGUGGAGUUACCGGUGUUCGGAGCUUCAGAUUAGAAAGGCAUAUUUUCAUAUGCUGGUACAUCGCUGCGAUUAUUGGAGCUUUAGUCUCAGCAUUCAUCACUAACCGCGUAUCAAAGAGGCUCAUUUAUCUAUUUUCGUCCUUUUUGGUUCUGAUCGGAGGCAUAUUCUUCGUAGCAUUGGCUCAUGAAUACGGGGCCAUUGCCGUCGGCCGCUACUUGAAUGGCUUCGCUGUAGGGCUCAUGUUCGUGCCAAUGAUAGUGUUGAUCGGCGAAGAGGUGAUCAGUAGUAGGCGCGGCAUGGCCGCCGCAAUUUUGGAGGCAGGCAGCGUUACUCUCGGAAUUUACCUGCAAAUUGUAUUUACGGCUACCUAUGCUCAUAAAACAACUUCAUUCGACAACUCAUUUGGACCCACACAACUGCAUGGCAUCGUCGUUAUCGUUAAUGCAGUCUUAGCGUUUGUUAUGUCUUACUUCUUGGUGGUCGAAUCCCCCGUUCAGCAUUUGAUGGAAAAUAACGAGCUGGAGGCCAUCAAUUGCCUGCGACGUCUGCAACGUCCAUUCGUGGUAACGCAGGAGACAUAUCAGCGUUUGGAGGAACAUAAACGCUAUAUUCAAGCCAACGAUCCGAACGGCGACAAAGGUAUACCGGCACUAGUAAAGCUUUGCUUAAUACGUGGCCUGGUUGCGCUCUCAUUCUCGUCGGUCAUUACUAGCGCAGUUCGUUUUGCGACUUUGCGGUAUACAAUCAAAACCGUUACGUGGCCUUCGUAUACAAUCAAAAUCGAUACGUGGCCUUGGAUACUAUUUGGAUUGUUUUUGUGGCUGGGCAGCUAUAUUGCAGCCUUCGCUUUGGACUUGGUUGGACGCAAGAUAGUCCCUCUUAUCAGCGCCCUUCUCUGCGGUAUCUUGGCGAUCGCCAUCGGCGCCAUUUGCAAAGAUUUAAUCAACAACUUCUCUCAGUCGAAAGUGGGAUCUGUGUUAUUUAUGCUCUUCGUGCUCGGACUGUUUGCGAGCUUCUUCAGCAGUUCGUCUUCAGCAUAUUUGACUGAAGCAUUUCCGCUGCACAUGAAGCCCUUUUACAUUGCUCUGUCCUUCACUGUGCAGAUGUUCGUUUUACUCAUUAUCGGUGUAUGCAAAAAGGAUCAAAACACUUUCGGCGCCUACUUCAUUACAUUUGGUGUAUUUUAUUUGGUAUUCUUUAUUAUAGGCUUUUUCUGUUUGCCCGAGACCAAGCAAGAUUCACUGCAAGAAGCUCAAAGAAAAUUCAGAAAUUUUUUAAUACGAUGAGCGUAAUUCAAUCGUAUUACUCACGACACGAUAUUAUUUGAUCAAGAAUAAAGUCUUAAUUUGGGUCUUUAUAAAUACGUGGUU
Molecule: messenger RNA, 1751 nt
Organism: Zeugodacus cucurbitae (melon fly)
Lineage: Eukaryota; Metazoa; Arthropoda; Insecta; Diptera; Tephritidae
Product: facilitated trehalose transporter Tret1
Exons: 3
Coding region: 99-1667 (522 amino acids)
Biological process (GO): transmembrane transport
Cellular component (GO): membrane
Molecular function (GO): transmembrane transporter activity
Source: RefSeq, a predicted model, not a curated record